This is a messenger RNA of Penicillium arizonense, 378 nucleotides long. RefSeq lists its product as uncharacterized. Bases 1 to 378 code for a protein of 125 amino acids. The transcript has a single exon. The record is from RefSeq and is a predicted model, not a curated record. Lineage: Eukaryota; Fungi; Ascomycota; Eurotiomycetes; Eurotiales; Aspergillaceae.
AUGGCAGUCCCGACACUUCCAGUAUGGCUCUUCCCCAAUAUUUACUCAACAUCCCGAAUGGACGAUCGUGUUCCUCCAACUUGGCGUGUGGUCUUCCUCUGUCCCAUGGACGACACGGAGCGAGUUGAAAUGAUGAUCAAACUAAGCACCGUCGACGAGGAAUGGGCAGAUCGUCCCCAAGCUGCGGUGCGGCGUCUGGUCGAAAUCCGUUGGUUGAUGGACUGGACACCACCUACAUCGGCUAUCGUCACCAUGAUGAGAGACGAUCCAUUAAUCUCUAUUGAUGAUCUGCCCCGGGUAGCUCACAUGGCCGGUAUCACACAAUCGGCCGGACCAACCUGCUGCUGGGAGUUGCUUUUUCAAGGCGAACUGUCAUGA